GGAAUUAAAAACAACCAUGACGUCAGUUUCUGGUAAACCAACCUCCACCGACGACGGCGUAAGUAUCCUGAAAUCUAAAACAUCAAUACUUGGUCAAAAACUACACGUCAUUAUACUGAUCACAGUUGUCGUCGUAACAUCUGUUCUGUUACUACUUGUUCUGUUUUUAGUCUACAGACAUAAAUCAAAACGACGUCGUAACAGAGUCCACGUAAAACACAUUCCAACAACGUCGACGUCACCUUUGACAUCAAUCAAUGUUGAUCACACGAAAACCGUGAAUAAUAAUCAAACCCAAUUACACGACGAACGAGUGGUCGCUAAAACGUUGUUAAGCAUGUUUGAGUUAGACAGUAGUAGUGACUAUCAAAAUGAGUCGCGAGAGAUGAUUGCCGUAAAAGUAGAUGACAUUAGUGGUAAAACGGAUAGUGAUGAAACGGGUUUGGGUUCGGGUACGGGUUCGAGUGAAGUGGCGUCGUCGUCUUCGGUGUCUGUUGGCGAGAGUUUAAAUAGUAGUAUUGGUGGUGGUUGGGGAAGGUGGUUUAAUAUGAAGGAGAUUGAAAUAGCGACGAAUAGUUUUGCGACGGAAAAUGUGAUCGGUGAAGGUGGUUAUGGUGUUGUGUACAAAGGUGUUUUGCAAGAUGGUUCGUCGGUGGCGGUCAAGAACCUUUUGGAUAAUAGGGGACAGGCAGAGAAGGAAUUCAAGGUGGAGGUCGAAGCUAUUGGCAAAGUAAGGCAUAAGAACCUCGUCGGUCUAAUUGGAUUUUGUGCAGAAGGUGCUAAGAGGUUGCUUGUGUAUGAGUUAGUUGACAAUGGAAAUUUGGAACAAUGGUUGCAUGGAGACUUGGGAUCUACCAGCCCACUAACUUGGGACAUACGCAUGAAGAUUGCUGUUGGGACUGCAAAAGGAUUGGCAUAUUUACAUGAAGGAUUGGAACCAAAAGUUGUUCACCGUGAUGUUAAAUCAAGCAACAUCCUCCUAGAUACAAAAUGGAAUGCAAAAGUAGCUGAUUUUGGACUUGCCAAGUUACUGGACUCUGAAAAAAGCUACGUGACUACACGAGUAAUGGGGACAUUUGGAUAUGUGUCGCCUGACUAUGCAAGUACAGGGAUGCUUAAUGAGGGAAGUGAUGUUUAUAGCUUUGGAGUUCUGCUCAUGGAAUUAGUAACUGGAAGGAGUCCAGUUGAUUAUUCCCGACCCCCUGGAGAGAUGAACCUGGUUGACUGGUUUAAAGGAAUGGUGGCAAGUCGUAGGGGAGAAGAGUUGCUAGAUCCAAAGAUCGAAUUACGGCCUUCUCCAAGAGCUUUAAAACGAGCAUUGUUGGUGUGCCUUCGGUGUAUAGAUAUGGAUGCAAGUAAGCGCCCAAAGAUGGGACAAGUUGUACACAUGCUUGAAGCAGAUGAAUUUCCUUUCCGUGGAGAAUCUCGUCAGCCUAGGGACUCAUUUAUACCCCGUCCAGUUGCACCUGCUGUCACUAAAGUUCCUUUUCCAAUUGCUGGUGAUAAGCAAAGAUGAUAUUUGGAGAUUAUUAUUUGUCUAGGAGACUACACAUAAACAAGAGGAGGUACACUAGCGAUCAGAUAAUCUAUUUAUAGAAUUUGGCAUCGAUUUUGUGCAUGCUAUGAAACAUUUUUUUUUGUUGGAGAUACGGAUUGCUUGUAUUCGAAUGCCACAAGUAUUCAUAUGUAUAUAUGGUUAGUUCUCUUUCUUUUUUGUACUUGAACUUAGUUGUUUUUAUAUCA
This is a messenger RNA of Erigeron canadensis, 1743 nucleotides long. Its product is annotated as probable receptor-like serine/threonine-protein kinase At4g34500. Bases 17 to 1516 code for a protein of 499 amino acids. The record is from RefSeq and is a predicted model, not a curated record. Gene Ontology annotation, molecular function: protein kinase activity; ATP binding. NCBI's taxonomy places the organism in Eukaryota, Viridiplantae, Streptophyta, Magnoliopsida, Asterales, Asteraceae. The transcript has 7 exons. Gene Ontology annotation, biological process: protein phosphorylation.